UCUCGUUCCAUCAGAAACCCCAUCAAUUCAUCUGGUCAACGUUGGAGGUUUCCCUCCCGGACUUCGCUAAACCAUUCGUUUUAUUUCUGGAUACUUUUUGCACGACCGCCUACAAUGACUGCGCAUCUCGACGUCGUGCGGGCCUGGCGAGACGACGCGACAGCUCAACUGUCCGCCCCCGAGCUUGACAACCGCGGCCGCAAGCGACACCGAAGCCUUACUCGGUGCAACGCCUCAGUCAAGUGCGGCACCUCUGGCGAAUCGAGCACAUUGCGCGGACGACCCCGACGGCGCUCGACAUCACCGUACGGGGCUGCAUCCCGCACCACGUCGCGCGGCGCGAUGGACGGCUCGGCUUCGCCGGCGAGGAAGCGUUUGCUCCGCGUCGUGGUCCUCGACCGUCGAAGAAGCCAGAGCCCCUCGCGGUCCCGGUCGCCGAACCGGCGGCAGCAGAACGCGGCGCGGCGGAGACAGCGGACCAGGAGCCGGAGCCGGAGCCACGAUGAGAAAUCGUACCGAUCAGUGGAGCAGGGGGGAUGGUUGCGACAAGACGUCCUACGCAAGCAACAGGCCGCCCAGAAGCCUGUGCAGGGCAACGGGCAUGGCCUCGGGCAUGGGCAUGGACAUGGACAUGGGCAUGGCUUUGGGCGUGGUGGCUGA
Molecule: messenger RNA, 660 nt
Organism: Verticillium dahliae VdLs.17
Lineage: Eukaryota; Fungi; Ascomycota; Sordariomycetes; Glomerellales; Plectosphaerellaceae
Exons: 1
Coding region: 115-660 (181 amino acids)
Source: RefSeq, a predicted model, not a curated record